Fomitiporia mediterranea MF3/22 is the source of this 1317-nucleotide messenger RNA. RefSeq lists its product as uncharacterized. The transcript is spliced from 5 exons. Bases 1 to 1317 code for a protein of 438 amino acids. The record is from RefSeq and is a predicted model, not a curated record. NCBI's taxonomy places the organism in Eukaryota, Fungi, Basidiomycota, Agaricomycetes, Hymenochaetales, Hymenochaetaceae.
AUGCGACUGAGCCCUUCCGAUCGGAACGUAUCGGAACUCACACCCGAGGGCGUAAAUUCGCGAACCGGCGCACUUCAUGUUUCGAUCUUCUGCUUCUUUUCGAGUUCGUCCUUCUUCUUCAACCAUGUCGUCGUCGCAAGAAGUGAAUCAGGUCUACAACCGAGUGCGGGCCCUUGCCCAAAGGACGCGGGAGUUGCUGCAGCGUGCAAGGACGGUGGAUCGGCUAUCGGCGGCAACGGAGUGGAGGGCGGAACUGGUGCGGUUGCGGUACAGUCGGAUUGGGAUGCACUCGCUGCAUCAAGUGCGCAGGCCAGCUUCGUGCUUGCCGCGCCGCAGCAGCUCAUGCUUCAACUCGAAACAUGGGCGUUGCAAAUCGAUGCGGAGUACGGUAGCCGCGAGGAUGCUCCGAUCGGCGAACCACUUCGAGGGCAUGAAGAUGCCAUGGCCGUUGACGAACCGAGCGUUGCUCCUCCGACAAAGCAGGUAGUGGAGGUCGUAGUUCCGAGGCUGUCCGAUGUGGUUAGGCGCACCGUCCAGGAUGCUGAGACAGGUGCUCCUAUGGGUGAACCAGACGUUCCGCCGGGUUCCGAGCUGGAGCGUGAGUUGUCCGCGUACCGAGCACACGAGCGGGAUCAAACGCCGGAUAACGAGAGGUUGGACGCGCUCCUUCGUGAGCAGCAAGGAGUGCAACCAGGCCAUCAGAAUGAUGAGGAGGACGACUCGAGCGAUGCGGAUUACAUAUAUUCGGGCAGGAGGCGUUCCGUGUCGUUCGUAUCGGACUUCCACGAGACAGACUGGGUAGCGGAGGAGGUUGAAAACGGGCAGGUCGAGUUGCGGUUCCGGAACGGUUCUCCAGUGCCAGAGUCAGUGCCAGACAGUGGCCUGACACCUUUGACGAGUCGGAGGUGCAGCAGCUGCGUCCGUCGGCACGUAGCGUGCAUUCAAGAGCACGGUGAGACGAUUGCAUGCUCGGCAUGCAAGAAGAGCAAGAUCCGUUGCUCUCUCGCAAAGACUGGUAAGGCGGCGAGGGAUGCACGGUCGAGGCGGGGGAGGACAAUAGUGACGAACCCGUACCCUGUGGCUGGGCCGUCGAGGGUGCGUCUGGAGGAUCUGGGUGAACUCUCGGAACACUCGUCGGACGACAGUGAGUUCCGAGAGGAUCUGGAGCUCGAACGCGAGCUUCGUGUCCUCGGAAGGCAGGUGGCUGCCUAUCGUGCGAUGUUGGAUACGACGAUACGGGACGUGGAGCGGCUACGGGCUAGGAUGGGCGCGAAGGCGAGGCGUCGGAAGGAUGGACGGAAGGAUGGACGGAAUUAG